AUGGACUCACACAAGCAACUACUUUCCCUCUUACGUCUUUCGCUAGCAUUUCUACUUCUUUCAGGAUUGCAUGCUGAGGCAAGGUUGCAACGUGACGACGCCCCGAAAAAGUUGUUUGUUUUUGGUGACUCGUAUGUUGAUACUGGAAACACGAGAAUAGAUCAAGCUGGGUCCUGGAAAAACCCUUACGGCAUAACUUUCCCCGGAAAACCUGCCGGAAGAUUCUCCGACGGUAGAGUUCUAACAGACUACAUUGCAAAGUUUUUGGGGCUCAAAUCGCCUGUUCCUUACAAAUUUAGGAAAUUCAUGCCACAAAAACUGAAAUAUGGGAUGAAUUUUGCAUAUGGUGGUACUGGUGUGUUUGACACAUCCUCCAACUACCCAAACAUGACAAUCCAAAUCGAUUUCUUCCAGCAGUUGAUCAAAGAAAAUGUGUACACCACUUCAGAUCUCAGCGAAUCGGUGGCCCUGAUGUCUGUCGCAGGAAAUGAUUACAAUUUCUAUUUGGCGACAAAUGGCUCUAUUGAGGGUUUUCCCUCGUUCAUCGCCUCAGUGGUUAAUCAAACAGCCACCAACUUGCUUCGCAUCCAAAGUCUGGGAGUGAAGAAAAUUGUUGUGGAUGGUCUACAGCCCCUUGGAUGUCUUCCUGGAACCACAGCCCCAUCUUCAUUUCAACAAUGUAACAGUACCUUCAACGACCUCUUGAACCAACAAACCAAGGUCCACUCCACCUUCAUAAUUCUUGACCUUUUCGAUAGUUUCAUGUCAGUGCUGAACCACCCAUCUACCAGUAACAUCAAGGACGAGCUCAGGCCUUGUUGCGUGGGGAUAAGUAGCCAAUAUUCUUGUGGCAGUGUAGAUGAAAACAGUGUUAAGAAAUACAAGGUCUGUGAUCAUCCCAAAUCUGCUUUCUUUUGGGAUACUUUUCAUCCAACGCAAGCUGGUUGGCAUGCCGUGUAUAACAAGUUGCAAACCACAAAUGCUCUUCAACAAAUCCUAUACUAA
Messenger RNA from Sphenostylis stenocarpa, 1005 nucleotides. Lineage: Eukaryota; Viridiplantae; Streptophyta; Magnoliopsida; Fabales; Fabaceae. The record is from the annotation of a GenBank genome assembly.